Molecule: messenger RNA, 655 nt
Organism: Diabrotica balteata
Lineage: Eukaryota; Metazoa; Arthropoda; Insecta; Coleoptera; Chrysomelidae
Source: the annotation of a GenBank genome assembly
ACUGUCAGUUCUCCAUUCAACACGUACGCGAUGUCUCCCCUAUAAAAUUCGAGGCCCUAGACUCCUUUAUAGUGCGCAAAUAAAUAAAAUAAAUGAAAUUCUCAAGAUUGGUUUAUAUCAGGCGACUGGAGAGUUUAGUAUUCCCGUUUAAUGACUUCUUGUUUGACCUAAAUGCAUUCAGAAGGAAUCUUGUGCCGUUAUUUUAAUGUAAUAUUCGUAGUGAAAUGAACGUAGUUUUGUUGGGUGUUCUUUUCGGUGUUAUUUAUUCAGCGCAAACAGCGACCACAUUUCACUGUUUUUACUGCCACCAAACCUCCAAAGAUUGCAACAAUGGAGUAAAAAUAAAUCUUCACUCUAUUAAUUGCAGUACCAAUAAAUGUUUUGUUUUACAAUAUGAGACUGAAAUGCCAGGCGUCACGGUGUUGGCAACGAUCCGAGGUUGUUACCAGCGACCAGAUCACGAGAUGAUGGGCACGGUGGUCACCGGGAGACACUCUGUCAUUAAAAAGCACUUUCAUCUUUGUAAUCACACUUUGUGUAAUGAAGGAACUGAAAAUUUUAGAAUUAGGGAUAGUACUCGUAUGUUACUUUUAGUACAAAUAGUGUAUUUUUUAUAUUUUUGGACGUAGUAAGAAUAAAUAUAAGAUUAAGUUUU